Phasianus colchicus (ring-necked pheasant) is the source of this 8169-nucleotide messenger RNA. NCBI's taxonomy places the organism in Eukaryota, Metazoa, Chordata, Aves, Galliformes, Phasianidae. The record is from RefSeq and is a predicted model, not a curated record.
UGUAGUGUUCUGAAAGGCGGGAGGUGGCGGAGCGGCGCGGUGCGGGCUGUGCGCGUGACUGCUGCGCGUGGAGGCGGCAGCAUGAAGAGAAGAGCGGGGGAGCGGGAGAAGGAACUGAAGAAAAAGAAGCUUCUUGAAGAACUUGGAGAGGGCAAACUUCCAUACCUGACACCAGCCGAUGCUGAUUUCCAUCAUUUGAAGACAAGAUAUUCCAAGCUAAUUUUCAGAAAGUCGGAUACAGUACCUGAAGAGCUCCAUCACAUGGUACAAGAGGGCUUUUUGACCUUGCGGAAACACGGUUGUUUUUUUCAAGAUCUUGUAAGGAUCAAAGGAAAAGAUUUUUUUACGCCAGUGUCUCGUAUAUUAAUUGGAAACCCAGGAUGCACUUACAAGUACUUGAACACAAGAUUAUUUACAGUUCCUUGGCCUACUGAGGGUUGUGAAAUAAAAUAUUGCAGUUCUCAAAUACAUGAUGCUUGUAAAGCAUUAAUCAAACUUAAUGACUACUUGCAUAUUGAAGCAGUCAAGGCCUUACAAGGACAAUAUCUGUUGGACACCAAAGAUAUCAAAGACACUAGUGUAAUAGAUAGGGAGCAAAAUUUUGCUACUUCGCUUACAGAGAAAGGGUCUUUUUCAAAAGAUCAAAGCAGUUGUUACGUACCAGAGGAUGAUUACACAAGUCUAAAUAACAGAACAUCUUAUAACUUGACUUUAUUAAAUUAUAUGGAUCCACUACAAAUGCCAUACUUGAAACAAGAGCCUUAUUUUGGAAUGGGGAAUAUGGCAGUGAGUUGGCAUCAUGAUGAGAAUCUGGUUGAGAGGUCAACGGUUGCUGUGUACAGCUACAGCUGUGAAGAUUCAUCAGCUGAAGAAACUAGUGAUUGGAACCUGAAGGGAAGAGACCCAGCUGUUUGGCACGUGGGCUUGAAGGUAGCAUGGGACAUAGAGACACCUGGAUUAGCAAUACCACUUCGCCAAGGCGACUUCUACUUGAUGCUUGAUGAUCUCAACAUGACACACCAGCACUGUGUUCUGGCUGGCUUUUCGCCUCGGUUCAGCUCCACUCACAGAGUGGCAGAUUGUUCAAGAGGAACACUGGAAUACAUAUUUGGACAAUGUGAACUGGCACUCCAGAAUUUACAAACUGAUCCUAAUUCAAUGGCUUUAUCUCUGAAAUCAGUGGAAACUGCAGUUGUAAAGCAAGUGGAAGAAAUACAUAAUGAGGUUGAAUUUGAGUGGCUUAGGCAGUUUUGGUUUCAAGGCAAGAGGUAUUUGAAAUGCACUGACUGGUGGCUUAAGCCUAUGGCUAAACUGGAAGAAUUUUGGAGAAAAAUGGAGAUUAUGACGAGCCUGGCCCUCCAAGAAGUUAGAAAAAAGGAACAAACUGAAGAACAAAGGAAUGAAACCAUCAGCUGCUUACUGCUGCUUCUUACUGAGCGACAAAGGCUGCGUAAUGAAUGGACAGCAAGAUGCCAGUCAGAACCAGCAGAGAGCUUGCCAGAAGAGCAGAAGCCAGAAUGCCAUCCCUUCUGGACAAAUGAAGAAAGUAACAUGCCUCUGCCAUUUGAUCUUGAAGAAGUAAUUGUUCAUCUACAAAAUCUUGUUCAGUAGGUAGGAUAUCAGGUCACCUUCCAGCCUAGAAUUAAUAAUAGUCAACAUUUGAAGUAUUUUUUUCAGCUUUCAUCUUUUCUGCUUUAUGGUUCCUUGGUCAUUUGUUGUUUUGUGCUUCAAUGCAAAUUUUAUUGGUUUCCACCUUAGUUUCUGAGUCACAACAAAACAGACUAGGUACCAAACCUAUAGAAAGAAGCAGCUUUUAACAUCUGAAGUCUGGAACACCAACUUCAGGACUUUCCUCUUCCACUCUAAUUUCCAUUGACAGUGUAGCCCAUGGAUAGUUGAGUUUCCACGGGUUCCCCUGCCACGCAUCUUAACUGUCUAGAUUUGGGGCUAGUUAGACUUGCCUGCUAGUCUCAGCACUGCACAUUUUUACGUGCUAAUAUCAUAUUACUGAGAACAGCUGGCAGCGUUUGUCCUGGUAGGGAGUUGUAAAAAAACUUUCCAAACUAGAAACCUCCUACCUGGAACAUCAUGGGUGUAUGUUCCUUUGAAGGACAGUGCUUUCAGGUUCAGCCCAAGGGGUGCACAGUACUGUUGCAGCAGGACAGCUUGCAGGUUGUCUUUUAGGCAAAUUGGAAGAUCCCAUUGCUAGGGUCAUGCUCUAACUGAUGCACAAUUACAUCUACCAUUCUUUUAGAAGAAUGGGAUGAUCUGUCCUUUACACCUGACCGAAGGGCUUAAGUCAGGAAGAGAUUUCCAAUAUUGUAUCUACAUGGCCUCAGUUUCCUGGAACUCAGAAUUCAGUUCCUAACUUUUACAUUAUUUCUGCCUAUUGAUAGUUCUUUUCUGAGCCCAGCUUUCCCAGUGCAUUGUCCAGAGCCAGUGGACCUAGGGUUUCCAUUUUGGGUCAGAUCCCCUGACAAAAUAGUUUUAGUUUGUAUGACACCAGGCAUUGCAACAUCUGUGUUGAUCUAUCCAUGAGAACAAAACCAGAAGCCUAUGAGAAAUGAAGCUGUUUGUGAUCUAGUUUGUAAUAACAUGCUAUAAAAAGAACAAUUCUGUGUUGGAUGAUGUCCUGAAUGAGAGAGAUUUUUCAUUUGGAUAAGUUCUCUUCUGACUUGAACUGUGUAUGCCUUUUCCCCUGUAUAAAAACAGCUAGAAAUUAUAUUACAGUAAAACAGCAUUCAGUCUGUACUACCACUACAGAAAAAACAAACAAACAAACAGUGAGACUCAGGGCUUGACAUUGCCACCAAGAAACAGAAUAUGCCUCCUGUGUUAAUCUUCUGCUUAAAAUCACUGUUGGGGCCAGGCUUACCCAAAGCAUACCAGUAUACUUUAUUGGCAAAAUGUUCUGCGUGUGGAUGGGGCUUGUACUGCUGAAAACUGUACAUUUGACAGUAUAACAUACGCCAGACCUCCCUGCAGCUAAGGAAGCUGUGCCAGCAAAAAUUCAGUUUUAGUGGUGUAAAACUCUGUCCACACCUACCAGCUUUUGCCAGGACAAUUAUAUCAACUAGAGGUUGUACCUCUUAACACCUUUAACACAGCUAUGCCAGCAAAAGUAUGAAGACCUGGAUGAAGCUUUUUCGUUGUGUUCCCUGCCUUCUGCUAAAGCUGUUAGCCACCCUGUAGAAGGAAAUAAACUCUUUGAAGAAUAAAGUAUUUAAAUUAGAUUUAAUUACAUUAUAACCUUGAUCUGCACAUUUAUCUGUUGUUUCCCACUCAAUAAAUUUCUUAAAAUUUUGAAAUACUCUGUUAGGGAUAUAGUUUUUCUUUCCUACACUAGCUAAAGCUGGCUUUACUAGUGGGCAGAUAGCAUAUAUUUGGAUGAAUGCCACGCUAAGUAGUGUUUACUUUGGAUAUCACCUAGAGAAAAGCUAGAGAAAGAGAUGAGGAUGUGGGAAUUCUGCUUAUGGAAAAGGCAGUUCUCACAGAAACAAAUACUACUUUGGAAGUGAGUAAGAUGAGAUCAAACGAGCUAAUGAUGUAACACUGUUAACAUAGGGUUUGAGGGAAUUGUUUGUUUGUUUAUGCUGUUACUUCAUGAUUAGUUUGUGUUUAAUUAAGCGCUGCUGAAAACCACGGGGAUCACAGUAUUGAAAUGAAUCCGACAGCUAUAAAGGGUAGAGAAGGCACAGCAAUGUUGUUGCUGAAGUGGAAGCUAUUAAAAAAUCAUUGGCAAAUAAUUAUUUCCAGCAGCAGUGAAACAACACUGUUUUAUUUUCUUGUACUGGGAGAGUGCUGGCAGCAAUAACACAGUGUUUAAAACUACGUGAUUCUAGGUUUUGUCUAUGCUGAGGGUUAAAGCUAGUGAACUAGCUAAACUAGUUCUAGCCUCAAUCCAGUCAUAUAGCACUCACUUAAGCCAAGGCAAUGACAGAAAACUGAAAAAUUCUGGAAUGGAUGAGACCUAAGAUUCACUGGCAAAAUACCAAUAAUCAAGUGGUUAAAGAGAAUUAAAGCUCUGUGUUGCAUUCAAGUCUCACAUCAUCUGAAUCAGUGUAACAUGAUUGAAUUCAGUUGAAAGGCAGAAGUAUAAGGAGGUUUCAUCUCUCCAAAGCCCAGAAGAGUUGAUGGCAAAGACAUGGGUAAGGUUGAUGGAACUGUUUGAAGCAUAUAGGAAUGCCAAAGGGUGUCCCAAGAGAAGAACGUGGUUAAAGGUAAAUAUCUGUAAAAGAAAACUGAAAGACCAAGCAUGAAUUGUUGCUCUGCUUGAGAUACAUACUAGAAGCAGAGAAAUACUUUGAAGUUUUCUUUAUUUUAUACAUAAUAUAGUUCAUGUUGCAGUGAUACUUCAGCAGUCCAUUUAUAUUCCAGCAUUAGGUAAUGCAGUAUGGUUUUGGAUGAGCCGAAACGCACAGCCCCUGUUGGAUGUUCUGUGUAUAGCAGCUGGUUACCAAGUCUGGAUGCUCUAGAUGCAUGAGGACCAAGGUCAGUUUGUUUCAGGGAAGAGGUGAGAGCAUAAAUUAACUUCUAACGUUAGAUUCAGCUAUUCUUUUAAAAUGGGAAAGUUCAUGGCUUUGUGUACAUUUACUUUUCAUCAGUCAUGAAAGAAUUAAGGUGAAAUAGUUCACUUGCACAUGCAUGUCAGGCAAAAUGGGUUACAGAAGAUACAGAUCAGUUUGCCUGUCUGCUCUUGCCUUUAAACAAUAUUCAUCAAUUUUACAAAAGCUACUGACUAAACAUGGAACCAAUACAAAUGAAAUGCUCAAGGCAAAGGAUUUCUUUAAAAAUGUGAUAGAGUUCGUUUUGCACUUGUAGAAAGAAAAUGUUGGCAGAAAAUGAAAAACUUCUAUUGUUUCUGUAAUGUGGGGGAUGAAAGGUAAAGGCCAUUUAUAAGUAUUUGAUAGAAAACUGCUGUGUUAUGCCAUGUAAAUUAGAAAUGUUUUAAUAAUGCUUCAUUCAUAUCUCUGCAUAUGGAAAUAUUUUAUCUUGUAGGUCGUUUCUUGUUGUUAAAAGGUUAAGUAAAUAAAAAAUAUGAAUCCCGGUGCGCUAAAUUUUAAAGACAUCGUGCUUAUGCUCUGAACUUUACAGAAGAUCCUGAUUAUCUAAAUUGAAAAUAAGAAUGCCAUGGGUACUCAUCAAACAGAAAUUGCCAAGGAUAGGUAACUUGUAGCAUAAUAAAUACUCAAAUCAGUUGUCUCACUCUCAUUUAGAUGCAGUCUUCAGUUUCACAGAUAAUGAAGUAGAUUUACUUAGCAACAUGUACUUGAAAGUCAUGCUAGACUUCUAAUUGCUAUGGGACAGGCUCAGGAAUUCCAGUACCAUAUUGCAGCAAAAAAGGAGGAAUUAAUACAAAAAUCUAACACAAAAGAUAACUAAAAUAUUACAGUGUGUUAACAGCGGACACUGCUCCUUUAUCGGUCGGUGCAGUGCAGUUCCUCUAGUCCUGUGACACACGGUGGAAUUUGGGUUGAUGUAUCAGAGAUUAAACUAGCUGAUGGUAAAGGUGGGAUGAGAGGAGAAGAGAAAUGAGAUGCAAGGGAUGUGCAUUCACAAGAGCAAAACUUUAUUACGUUAACUCAUAUGGGAAUCAUCCAGCAGUAACUUGUACAGUGCAGGCCAUGACCUCUCCCUUGAUUGUUACCACCUGAUGCACAGUUAAUGUUCAGUCCUUAACCCUCCUCAUGCCCCCAGCAGCUGGUCCACAUCUCUUCGGUAGGAGGUGACCACUACCUUCUUCUGCCAAGAUUACAGAGUUGGGAAGAGCACUCGUAUACUGCAGGAACAAGCUGAGCCUCCAUAUCUGUCCUAGCACACCUCUGGCCUACCAUACCUCUGUGGAUUGAGUGCCUCCACAAAUCUGUUUCUGUUGAGAUUUGAGUUGUUGGAACUCAUCAUCUGCAUUGCCCCAUUGGGCUGCUGAGCUGCCAUAGGGAAGGGCCAGACAAACAGGGCACUGUCUGCAGGAAAGCUCCUUUUCCCCUUAAAGACCACUGCACUCCCCACAGCAGGCCAAAAAGCUCAGCUCUAUACUGAUCACUUCACCCUACUACCAGAGCAGAGGCAAUCCUCAAUAGCAACUUGUCUUUCUAGUACAAACUCAAACCCAUCACCUUUAAUGUUACCAGGCAUCACAAUUUGCAUUCAUCUCUCCUAUUCACCUUAACCUGGGGUAUUCAUUGAACAAGAGAAGAUAAUGUAUGCAUUUGCAAAAUGACUGUACUUAAGCUACAGAAUUGGCUGAACAAUAUGUGAAAUAAAAGGCAUCAGAUCACUGAUAAAAUGAGCACAUUAAAAUGCUGAUGUUUGGCAGUGAGUGCUUCACAUAUGACAUGAAAAUUAUGCUUCAUCUCCUCAUUGCUUUGGUGACAGCACUCAAUUCACAUGAUAGAACAGGACAUACUAGUCUACAGUUUACAUCCUCUAAUACCCUGUUGGUUUUACAGUGCUGAAUUUGGACAAAACGUUGCUCUCCUCCCCCUCUAUAUCACCAAAUAUUUGCUUUCAUGCCAACACAUCUUGGUCUGAUUAGUCUCCUUGAUUAGAGGCUAAAGUAAAAAGUCAGGUGUAUAGGAUUCCCAUUAUCCUUUAUUUCACCGGUUCUAAGAACAGGUCAGAUAGAGUUAUUUCAUUGAAAAUGUGAACAAUCAACUUCUGUUUACCAUUAACCUUCAGUUUUCUUUUCUUAAAAUCAAAUCAGGGCUUGGUAGGCAGUUAUUUUCAUACAUGGCCCUUGAUCAGUGGAACAAUCUGUCAAAAGCCAUUAAAACCUCUAUUAGGCUGAACUGCAUUCAAAGCUAAACUACCCAAUCAUUAAAGGGCUGGGAUGAUUGUUUUUAAUACAGUGUACAUUUAUUUCUCUCUGAGUAGUAACAACUUUGAGCAUGUUAACUAAGGCUUUUUACUAUCAGCAAGUCCUGAGAAGCUUGGUUUCUUGUGAAACAUGAAUAUCUGUGUAAAAGAGGAAAAAGUGAACACACUGAAAUAACCUUUAUGUUCUCAGAAAUGCCUCUUCAUUUGUUUCCUUUCCUUGCAUCCAUCAAGGAUGCAAAUGGAAUGGGAAGACAUUUACCAAAGUCCUUUGCUCAAAAGUUUCACCGGAAAAAAAUAACAGCUAAUGACAGUAAUAUAUUUAAGUGACUUUUGAGGUUAAUAUCUCAGGAUGCUUUGCGCAGAGAAACUGAGGUGGAAGUCAGAUGUGUGGCCAUGUUCUGAGCGCUAGUGCUGCAGCAGAGUGUGCAAGAUACCUCAUUGCUGGCAUGUCUCAGUUACUUCCAGUUAAUCAGCUCCACUUACAGCUUAAGGAUGCUCUCAUAGAACUAUUUAUCUCCAAAGAUACAUUUGAAAGUGGAGCUGGAAUCCUUCUCCCUCAUACAACAUUUAACGUAUUAUUUAAUGGCAUAGCAUGUGAUAAUCCAUCUCGUGUAACGGAGGUCUUUCAGGCUUCCUAAUACUUGAUUAAACUUUUGAGUGAAUCUUUUAGUUACCUUCCAAGUCCCCGAGCUCUCAAUGGGAAAAAGUGAAUUUUACUGGGACUAUUAAGUUAUUCCAUGGAGAAUAUGCAAGAGUAUUAAAGUACAGCCCGCACUCUUUUAGCUGUGUUUUAAAUAUGCUCAUUGGGUAGCCCCCAAGGUGACAGAACUGCUGUACUAGGAAACUCUUAAGAAAAGGUGAAGAUGCAUUGCUGGAACAUGCUGGAAUGCUUGCUAUGCACCUGUUAGCACUUUUUGUCUGGUACUUAUUUUGUAGUCUGGUAAUACUUUACUGAGAGCACUACUUCCCUAGUUAUUUUGAUGAACAUCCCAGUAAUUUAUUACUCAAACAUUAUCAAAGCAUUCCACGAUCGUUUCAUUGCUGUUCUUUCCCUUCUGCUUACCAAUGCCCUUUUUUUCCCAUUUGUUUCAUUAUUAACAGUACUGUUAUUAGCAAGUUCUGUUCUUUGUUAAACUGACAUGGCUUUAAAGCAAGAAAGCAUAUAAAGUAAGUAUCAGAUAGCAUUCAUUCAAAUGCAUUUAUUUUCCAGCCAAUUUAUUUGGAUGUUUUUGCUCAUGUUGCUUAUUUGGUAUUGCUACAUCUGAUUUGUAUUAAAGACUAUUUAUGUAACACUGAGAAAUGUAGAGUGAUAUUUAAGUUUGUAUUAUAUAUAUUUGCUACUUUACUCGCUUU